UAGAAAUGUGUUCAAUUGAAAAAAUUUUAGUGUCAAUAGUUUUGUUCACCAUUUUACGAUUGGAAACAUAUCUUUGUGCAAAAAACAAUAGCAAAAUCAUAAUGGCGGAUGCUAAGGAAAAUUAUAAAUUCUUGAUAACCGGCGGUUAUCGUCCUAAGAUAGAUAAUUUGGCAAAAUAUGUUGUCUCCAUUCGAGGAAGCAAACACAAAUGGUUUUUUGGAGAUGAUCACAAAUGUGGCGGCUCCAUAAUCUCACCCAAAGUUAUUCUGACCGCAGCACAUUGUGUCUGUAGGCGCCACAGCCGAAUACGGCUGAAACCGUCAGAUUUAACGGUCGUGGCGGGGACCCCGAGGCGUUUGGUACCAACUGAAACAACACAAGUCUUAAAAGUUGAUAAAAUUAUACGACACGUCUACUACAAGCCUUUAACUUUUCGAAAUGAUAUUGGUAUAUUGUUGUUGGUAAAAAAUAUAUAUGAAGACGGUGUUGCCGUGCAGAGGAUUAGUCUGCAAACCCACCCAUUACCGCCUUAUACUAAAUGCACCGUGCUUGGCUGGGGUCGAAUUUUUUUCAGGGGCCCGAUGCCAGAUGUAAUAUUACAUGUGGAUGUCUAUAUAUUGCCAGACAAUUACUGUGACGCUAGAACUGACAAAUAUGCUUUUGGCAUGAUGUGUGCUGGCGAUUUGGAUGAUCCUGAGAAAGAUUCGUGCAGUGGUGAUUCGGGUGGUCCGCUGAUAUGUAAUGGCAGUGUAACGGGCAUUGUAUCAUUUGGCGUUAAAUGUGGUAUACCCGAACAUGCCGGUUAUUACACCGAUGUGACUUCGUAUCUUGAUUGGAUUCGUGCGAACGGUUUCAGUAAAUUGAGACCUGUAAAUUUGAUUUUGCUAGUUGUAUUACAAAUUCUCUUAAUGAAAGGUGUGUGAAGCGCAUAACUGACAAUUACAUAGAAAAUUAACGGUUGUUGUUAUUGCAACAGUUAAAUUAAACUAAGUUUUAUGAGAAAAGAGUUUUUAUGUGUCAGAAGAGGAGUCAGGAAUGCAGAGUUGACAACGUUUUAAUGCAGGUGAGCGUGUUGAAUAAAGCGAGAUCGACUUAAUGUUUCCCGAACCAGUAUCGGACAGGUUGUUACCGUAAGCGGUGUAAUAAUAUAAUAGCAGUUUUUGAUGUAAUCCAAAUCACGGACUUUUACAAAAAUUUACCUUUCUAAUUUCCUAGGAAGUCAAUUAGAUGACGACAGUUGCUGUCUUCGUCUAAUAGCAAGCUUCAAAGGCAUAACGUACAUAAAUAAUUUAUACAAUAGAAUAGUAAAUAUUCUUAUAGUUAAUAUAAACAGUUUAACAACAAAAUACUAUUUGAGCUCAGUUCACCUAUGGCAACGUAGCAUUUACAACGACUUAUUAACGUAUUUAAGUACAUACAUACAUACAUA
This is a messenger RNA of Bactrocera neohumeralis, 1429 nucleotides long. RefSeq names its product anionic trypsin-2-like. Gene Ontology annotation, biological process: proteolysis. The record is from RefSeq and is a predicted model, not a curated record. Lineage: Eukaryota; Metazoa; Arthropoda; Insecta; Diptera; Tephritidae. Gene Ontology annotation, molecular function: serine-type endopeptidase activity. Bases 6 to 923 code for a protein of 305 amino acids. The transcript has 4 exons.